AGCUUACUUAUGUGCUCCAGUUCCCAUAAUCCAGUUGUUUUCUAUCCAAACAAUGCUUUGGAAGAGUCAGAUUCCCUUUAAACUGUAGGAUUUAGUCAGCAACCUGGAGUCAACCACUUUCUUAGAGUUGGAAAUGUAUGUGUUUUGCUGUCCAGUCAGAACUGACUUAUAGCAACCCUAAUAGGGCUUUCAAGGGUAACAGGCUGAUAAAUGUUCAAAAAGGCAACACUGUUGCAACAUUUCUGUUGGUUCGGAUCCUUCCAUCCCCUCUUUAGCAAGCAGAAGCUAAGCAGGUUUCCAAGAUUACAAACUGAGGUUCCCAAUGUUGCAUCUCCAGGAAAUGCAAAAAGCCAGUGGUAUACCUGCAGAGGUAGUUGCAGCUGUUGAUGUGAAUACUGUGGCUAACGAAGUUUACUCACACAACUUCCAUGCCACACCACUGUGGCCAAAGACGAUUGAGGGAAUAUCACUGAAGGAGUUUGAUGCUUUAUCUUUUGAUAUGAUUUUGAUGAGUCCUCCUUGUCAGCCUUUUACAAGAAUUGGUCGGCAAGGAGACAUUUCUGACCCCAGAACCCGAAGUUUUCUCUACAUUCUCGAGCUCCUUCCAAGGCUCACAAAACUACCUAAAUAUUUACUUCUAGAAAAUGUCAAAGGCUUUGAAUCAUCUUCUGCCAGAGAUGAACUUAUACAGACCUUGGAAAAGUGUGGAUUUACAUAUCAAGAAUUUCUGUUGUCUCCAACUUGUCUUGGCAUUCCAAAUUCAAGACUGAGGUACUUCCUGAUUGCAAGGCUCCAAUCAGAAUCUUUUACCUUUCACGUAGCAGGCAAGAUAUUGACAGACUUCCCAAGCCAAGAUCCAGUAGAUUUAAAGAAGUCUGGAUGUUUGACAGAACACAGCUGCUUGGUGCCAACCCAAAAGUCUCCCUCUAGUUCUGAUGAUGAUGAUUGCCAACGAUGCUCACAGAAGGGAGACUUCCUGUUUAAGCUUGAGACGCUGGAAGAACAGGAAAGGAAACGGCAACGGGACAACGAUCUGUCUGUGCAAAUGCUAAAAAGUUUCCUUCAAGAUGAUGUAGAAGGCCUAAAUCAGUACUUUGUGCAGCCGAAGUCUUUGUUGCGUUACGCAUUCCUUCUAGACAUUGUUACACCCACUUGCAGGAGAUCAACAUGCUUCACAAAAGGGUAUGGGCACUACAUAGAAGGAACUGGCUCAGUGUUGCAGACAGCAGAGGAUAUUCAGCUUGAAUCUGUAUUUGAAUCUUUUGAGGGUUUGCCUGAAGAUGAGAAGCUGAAGAAGCUGUUGAUGCUUAAACUGCGUUAUUUCACGCCAAAAGAAAUAGCAAAUUUGCAUGGAUUUCCUCCUGAAUUUUGUUUUCCUGAUAACAUAACGACAAAACAGCGAUACCGACUGCUUGGAAACAGCCUCAAUAUAAACAUAGUUGCUAAACUGGUCUCAAUCCUAGUUGCAUAAUUCUGGAUGAGAGGCUGAUCUAGGAAAUCAGAAGAUGGGUUCCGUCUUUAGAAGUGGAAUAAAACUGAUCACUGUGAUGUAUCUAUGUGGCUGCUAAUGUGUGACAUCCAUGACAUAUGUUUCUCAGAAUAUGCUUCAUCAUAAUGGGACUGCCUUUGAAUUUCUGGGAAUAGCAGGUGGUGUUGAUAACGGCAGCAUCUGCUACUGAAAAAGUCUACCUUGUGCCAGAAAUGUAAGCAUAUGUAAUCAUGGGCACUUCUGAACUCCAGUACAAAGUUUAAUGUUGUAUUUAUAAAUAAAU
Molecule: messenger RNA, 1772 nt
Organism: Pogona vitticeps (central bearded dragon)
Lineage: Eukaryota; Metazoa; Chordata; Lepidosauria; Squamata; Agamidae
Source: RefSeq, a predicted model, not a curated record